CCCAUCUGGUUUGACCUUAAGACACUCGUUCCUGGUAUAUGACCGAAAACCUCCACAUAAAUGAUAAAACUCAAACUCUCCACUACCCAAGCCAUUGGACGUGAAAGGGAUUGAGAUGCAGAACCAGACGCUGGAGUUGUUUAGCAUACUUAAACAAGCUCUUAUAAUCCCUUGUCAAAAUACCAACCUCAUCCUACUUUCUUUCCUCGCCUCCCUACCCCUCCUUUGCUUCAUGCUUUUCCAUGAAAUGAUCCUCCACAGAACACUUAUCGCAACCUCGGAGAUUUUUCGACAACCCCCAGCUUAUUUCAGUCAUUGGCUGAUCCCAGUCAAUGCAACCAGAAGCAUGGCUAAUGAUUUCUCUUAUAAACUGAUACAACUGGGUCUUCUCCACCUGCUGCCCCUUCAUCUUCUGGAGCUCUGCGCUGUGGUGGUUUCCGUUGAUUUGACAGCAAAAACAUAUACCAAAGAGAAACCAACUAAUCCCAAGGAGAUGAUACAAAGACUUCUCAAUAAAGCAAGGUGUAAAGGCAUUCUUGUCACAUCUUCAUAUGUUUACUUGGUAUCAACUUGUUUCCUACUCGGAUUAGCGUGGUUAGUGACAAACUUCUAUAUUAUUGUGAGGACUUUUUUCAAUAAUGUGUUCACUGCAGCACUUUUUAGAGUAACUUGCAUAGCUCUGCUAGCGAAAUACUUGGAAUGGGCAGCUAUCUGGAACAUGAGUAUUGUGAUUUCAAUAUUAGAGGAGAUACAUGGGGCUAAUGCUCUGGGACUCUCGGCUUAUUUUUGUAGAGGCAGCGAGAGACAAGGGAUUCUGUUGAUGCUUAUUUUCUUCACAUGGGGUGCCGGUUUAAGGUUAGUGUGCUUCUAUGGCGGAUGCAAUAAGAAAGACUGGACAAGUCUUAUACAGGUUAGCUUGAUUUGUAUGGGGAAUGUGAUGAAGUGGAUGGCUUGCGUGAUACAUUUCUAUCAUCGCAGAGAACACAAUCUACACCGGGUUGAUGAAGAAGCAGGGAAACAAGUCGAAGCUGUGUAUGAAAUUUUUUAAAUAAUCUGCCUACUUCUUAAGCAAUAUUUUAUUUUCUUUAUCUUCUGGUGGUGCAAAACAGGGGUCCAACAGUCUUAAGAUGUAGCUCAAUAACUUUUGUAAAUACAAAUAUGUUAUCAUACAAGUAAUACAAAGAACGUACAACAUAUUUGACCCAAAA
Messenger RNA from Theobroma cacao (cacao), 1208 nucleotides. RefSeq lists its product as uncharacterized. The record is from RefSeq and is a predicted model, not a curated record. NCBI's taxonomy places the organism in Eukaryota, Viridiplantae, Streptophyta, Magnoliopsida, Malvales, Malvaceae.